This is a messenger RNA of Rubroshorea leprosula, 1158 nucleotides long. NCBI's taxonomy places the organism in Eukaryota, Viridiplantae, Streptophyta, Magnoliopsida, Malvales, Dipterocarpaceae. The record is from the annotation of a GenBank genome assembly.
AGAGAUUUUAUAAUUUGAUCUUCAGAUUUUGAUGGUAUCAGAGUGUGAAUGUGAUAAGUUCCGAGCCUUGUGCAUUUGUGGGACCCGUCUCACGAGUGCACGGCGUCUGUCGUGUCUCGAAAUUGGGUUUUGGGGCAUGACAGAUUCAGUGGUAUCAGAGCUUAGGUUGAAAUUAAGAGCUCAGGUUUAAAUUAAGAGCUUAGGAUUAAGUUAAGCACCUCCAAAUUGAGUGGCAUCAAAGCAGAUUGAGUGGUAUCAGAACAUUGAUUUAAUUGAAUACCUAGGUUUAAUUGAAUACCUAGGAUUUGUUUUGGACUUGGCUAGCCAAUGGAUGUUAGAAUGUGGUGAGACGAGUGAUGGGGUUAUAUAAGGGACGAUUCUGAUUCCUGUUGCCUGAAUUUUGUAAUCCAUUUUGAUGAGAUGAUAAUCUGAUUGUUCUUGUUUCCUGCCUUUAUAUACCCUGUGUAGAUCCAUGAGAUUAAUCUUGCCUGUUAUGUCCUGAAGACCUUGUUUUGAAACUUGGUCAUUUUCUGAUAGUUUGCACUUGUUUAGACUUGUUACGUGAAUAGAAUUUUUGUAUGCUCUUUUGCCACAAUGUUGAAAUCUAGGGAGUUGUAGAGAUCUUUUGUUAUUGACUCUGUUGGUCUCUACCACAUAGCUGGUUGAGAAAUUUGUUCUGUUUGUCACAUGACCAGUGGAGGAUGGGUAAACCCUCUACUUUGCAAGAGAUUCAAGGCUAUUUUAGCCAAUGUUGUGUGUUUUUCUAGAUGUGUUUUAAGAGCUGGAUAACUUGGUAAUUUCGUUGCUCAUGAUCUUUCUGAAAGUCUUAUAGUGAAGUUUCACUUUUUUUCCAUUUGGAGCUUCAUGGUCUUUUCAUGUGGCUCAUUUUUCUAUAUUGGUUAAUCAAGAACAGUGAUCAUUCAAUUGAAAUUGUUGUCUCUUUGUGAAGAUUGGCAAACUGUCAUAAAGUUAAACUCUAUUGUUGCCAAUCUCUACAUUCUUGAUAUCUGGAAAUUGCUUGAAACUCUUGAAAUCCAUCUUGAAUCUUUCUUGAUAUUGCUUUGUACUUGUUCUUGAAACUGAAAUCUGGAAAUGGAUAAUGAUUAUUGGAAUCCUCAUUAUCUUGAUACUUGUCUGAAAUUAAUUCUUGCACUGUCU